AUGCGUCUCACUACAACAACAACCACCCUCGUCGCAACCAUCAUCGCCGCCCUCUCCCUCACCUCUUCAGUCCAUGCAGAAGAGUUCUGGUCCGAGAAGGACGUGCCAAUCGUGCCCCAGACCUUCAAAAUCACCAACCUCCUCCGCACCCUCGACCUGUCCAAGCCCAUCAUCAGAGAGAUCACCUCAGCCGCCGUGCUGAACACCCACGCCGACCAGGACCAGACCGAUUACUAUUUCCCUGUGGAUCAGGCUUAUUCGGAUAACUUGGCUUUCAUCUCGGCCGAGAACCGCAAGACCAAGGAGGUUCUUGAGGUCACCAAGGACGAGGAGUUCUACGACCCUCAGUUCCAGUACUACAAGAUCAAGUUGGCGACCCCAUUGCCCCCUGGUGAAAAGGUCCAGAUCACCGUCCGCACCUCCCUCACCAACGUCAUCCGCGCCUUCCCCACCCACGUCGGUCAGGCCGAGAAGCAAAAGUUUGUCUUCUUCGGUAACCCCUUUGCCCUCACCGCUUACCCCGCCACCAAGCAGAAAACAACAGUCAUUACGCCUAACAGCGUGUUGGAGGUCCAUGAGCACCCCGAAGAGGUCGAUUUGGUGAUCAAGAACAACCAGGUGAUUUUGGGACCCUACAACGACGUCAGCUCGUUGGAGCACGGAAUCUUUGAGGUCCAGUAUGAGUUGUCCGGCGCUAUCCCCCAUAUCCGCCGCCUCCGUCGCGAGAUCGAGGUCUCCCAGUGGGGCAACAACCUUGCCGUCGAAGAGCAUUACAACUUUGUCAACCGUGGCGCCGAGUUGAAAGGACAGUUCAGCAGAAUCGAUUACCAGCGUAACCCCAUGGGAGUCCGCGAGGGCAAUGGCGCAUUGGGCUUCCAGACAAAGAUCCCCAAGUUGGCACGCGACAUCUACUACCGCGACGAGAUUGGCAACAUUUCGACUUCGGUCAUUGCCCACCACCCCGACCAUAUUCAAUUGAUGCUUAAACCCCGUUUCCCUCUCUUCGGUGGCUGGAACACCACCUGGUACAUUGGAUAUAACACUCCUUUGGAUGGAUACCUGCGCAAGAUUGCUGGAACUGAUAAGCAUAUCCUCAAGGUCCCUGUCAUUUCACCCAUGCCCGACACUACCUAUGAGGAUGUCGAGAUCCGCAUCGUCCUCCCCGAGGGCGCGAAGAAUGUGAAGGCGGUGUUGCCAUACGAGGUGGACGACAUCGAGUACUCAACGACAAAGACGUACAUGGAUAGCGCAGGACGGUCGACGGUAACGAUUUUGGCGAGCAACCUGAUUGAGGACCAUGCACAGGAUUUGUUCGUCGAGUACGAGUUCUCCCAGACGUCGUACUUGACCAAGCCCCUGGCUGCUGCCACUAUGCUCAUGGCCAUCUAUGCCACCUCGAUUGUUUUCUCUCGUUUGGACUUCAAGAUUGGCGGCUCUACCUUGAAGAAGCAGAAGUGA
Linnemannia hyalina is the source of this 1458-nucleotide messenger RNA. The record is from the annotation of a GenBank genome assembly. NCBI's taxonomy places the organism in Eukaryota, Fungi, Mortierellomycota, Mortierellomycetes, Mortierellales, Mortierellaceae.